This is a messenger RNA of Beauveria bassiana ARSEF 2860, 4002 nucleotides long. RefSeq names its product ABC transporter transmembrane region. Bases 1 to 4002 code for a protein of 1333 amino acids. Gene Ontology annotation, molecular function: ATP binding; ATP hydrolysis activity; ABC-type oligopeptide transporter activity. Lineage: Eukaryota; Fungi; Ascomycota; Sordariomycetes; Hypocreales; Cordycipitaceae. The record is from RefSeq and is a predicted model, not a curated record. Gene Ontology annotation, cellular component: membrane. The transcript has 11 exons. Gene Ontology annotation, biological process: transmembrane transport.
AUGGAGCAGGGCAUGGCUGAAAAGCCAGACAGCAAAGCGUCACCCCAAGCCAAUCAAGAGUCGACCUCAAAUGUUGAUACCAAUGCCGCUCCUCAGCGAGAACCGACUUUUCAAGACUACCUCCGACUGUUCAAAUAUGCCAACAAUUGGGACUUUCUAGCCUACGCUGCUGGCACGGCGGCCGCCAUUAGCUCUGGCGUGACUGUACCCUUGCUCAAUGUCGUGUUUGGCAAAUUUGCUACCCAGUUCUCCGCCUAUGCCGGCACCCAAACACUCGAAAAGGGCCAGUUUCAAGGAGAGCUGAACAAACUUUCCCUUUACAUGCUCGGGCUCUUUCUUGGUCGCUUUGUGCUCAGCUACAUCAACAAGCUCGCGUUUCGCAUGAUUGGCAUUCGAAUCUCCUCCGCCCUUCGCCAGGAUUUCCUCACAGCUUUAUUCUCACAGAGCGUCCACGUGUUGGACUCGAUGCCUCCUGGAUACGCAACUACCGUCAUCACUACCGCCAGCAACACCGUGCAGCUUGGCAUCUCUGAGAAGCUGGGUGUUUUCUUCGAAUUCAACGCUACAAUGAUUGCUUCCAUCAUCAUUGCCUUUAUCUAUAGUUGGCAGCUUUCUCUGGUUACAUUCACAGCCGUUGUAUUCAUUCUUGUCAGCGUCGGCAUACUUCUUCCGCCCAUUACCAAAGGCCAGACACGUCAAAGUCAGUCUGAUACCAAGUCAGCUUCUAUUGCAAGCGAGGCUCUUGGUAGCCUAAAAAUGGUCGUAGCCUGCGGCGCCGAAGGUCGGAUUGCCAGCAAAUACGGCAAAUUCGUCGACGAGGCCAGAAAACAUGCACAAAAUAUCAAUCCCUUGAUUUCAAUCCAAUUUGGCCUGAUUUUCUUCAGCAGUUAUGCCGCUUUUGGACUGGCCUUUUGGUACGGCACUAAACUAUUGGUCGAGCACAAGAUUGACGAGCUUGGAGCCAUUAUCAUUGUGUUAUUCUCUGUCAUGAUGAUUGUGGCUUCAAUGGAGCGAACUUCAACGCCACUUCUGGCAGUAAGCAAGGCCAUGGUUGCCGCUUGCGAGUUCUUCACUGUCAUUGACGCCCCAAGACCCGAACCUGGCCAUCUCACAUAUCCAAAAAUAUCUCCAAAUGAGGACCUUGUAAUGGAGAAUGUGACUUUUGCUUAUCCAAGUCGCCCACACGUCAAAGUUCUCGACAACCUUAAUUUGACGAUUGAAAAGGGCAAAGUGACGGCGAUUGUUGGGGCCUCUGGCUCUGGAAAAAGCACAAUUGUCGGUCUUGUCCAACGGUGGUACAAUCUCAAGAACCAACAAGUCUUCCCCAAAAUCAUCGACAAGACGAAGAAGCAAAGCAACGGCGACAAGAACAGUGAAGAUGGUCAAGAGUCACAACCAAUCCCUGGCGCAGAUGAAGACGCUGGCCCACCAAUUGAACUUCACGGGACUGUUUCUACGUGCGGUCAUUCCCUGGACGAUAUCAAUAUCAAAUGGUGGCGGGCGCAAAUUGGCCUUGUUCAGCAGGAGCCCUUUCUCUUCAACGACACCAUCUUUACAAAUGUUGCCAAUGGUCUUGUCGGAACCAAAUGGGAGAACGAACCAGAAGAAACGAAAAGGGAAAUGGUCAAGAAAGCCUGUCAAGAAGCCUUUGCCGAUGAGUUCAUUGAGAAACUCACAGUAGGCUAUGACACGCCUGUUGGUGAAGGUGGCGCAAAACUCUCUGGCGGUCAGCGUCAGCGCAUUGCCAUUGCCCGCGCCAUUGUCCGUCGACCUUCGAUUCUUAUCCUCGACGAGGCCACCAGUGCAAUUGAUGUCCGAGGCGAGAAGAUUGUCCAGGCAGCCCUAGACAAGGCUUCAAAGAACAGAACCACCAUUGCAAUAGCCCAUCGUCUCUCCACCAUCAAAAAGGCAGACAGGAUUGUGGUGCUGAGGCAAGGGCAAGUUGUCGAAUCGGGUACACAUGAAGGCCUCCUAGAGGACAAAAACGGUCUUUACUACAGCCUUGUUCACGCUCAAGCACUCUCCAUGGAAGAAUCUGCGGAGCCCGACGAUUUCCAAGCCAAGGAAGAGCCAGCAUAUCUUGCACGUGAAAAGAGCCGUGCUGGAUCGGAGAGGGCAGGGAAACCAAUAAAGAAGAAGUGGAAGACCAAGAGCAUCUUCUCCAGCUUUGGUCGGUUCUUUUACGAGACUCGGUCAAACUGGUGGAUGAUGGCUCUCGCUAUUUUCUUUUCUGCUUGUGCCGGCGCCGCUAUUCCGUUUCAAUCUUGGCUCUUUGCCAAGGUCAUCCUUGUUUUCAGUUACUUUCCAGAUACUGCCAAAGUCCGACACGAGAGCGGAUUUUGGUCGCUGAUGUGGACUGUCUUGGCCAUUGCUGCUGGCAUCAGCUACUUUGCCACGUUUUUGUUUGCCAAUCGUACUGCUAGCACCAUUCGUGCCAAAUACCAAAAGCAGUACUUUGCGUCAAUCUUAUAUCAGCAUUUCUCUUUCUUCGACGACGAUGAUCACUCUCAAGGUACCAUGACAGCUCGAAGCUCGAGUGAUCCCCGUCAGCUAGAAGAACUGCUAGGCAUCAACAUGGCGAGUGUCUUUAUUGCAAUCUGGACCCUCACUGGGACCAUUGCCAUUGCAUUCGCGUUUGCUUGGAAGCUGGCGCUCGUGUCCUUUUGUGUCGCCGUCCCGAUUCUGCUUGGUACUGGCUACUGGCGUUUUCGCUACGAACUUCAGUUUGACGAAAUGAACAAUGCCGUCUUUGCAGAUAGCUCUCAAUUUGCGUCGGAGGCUAUAGGAGCGUUCCGGACGGUGGCGUCUCUCACGCUUGAGGAUGCGAUUUGCGAUCGGUUCCGCAAGCUUGCUCAAGGUCAUGUCGCGGAUGCGUACAAGAAAGCUCGCUUGGUGACGUUGUUGUUUGCGUUUUCUGACAGCGCGACGAUUGGGUGUCAGGCAUUGGUGCUGUAUUAUGGUGGUCGCCUUCUUCUCAACGGCGAAUUCAGCCUGCAGAGCUUCUUUGUGUGCUUUAUUUCCGUUUUGAAUGCGGGUGAGACGACGGGACGGGCGCUUAGCUUUGGUCCCAAUGUCGCCCAAGUCAGUGGAGCGGCCAAUCGUAUUCUGAGUCUGAGGGAGAGUCAAGUAAAGGAUGACCCUGCAGCUGCCGGCAAGCUUUUCGAGUCUGGUGGCGACGGCAUGAAGAUUGAAUUGGAGAAUAUCACCUUUAAAUAUCCUACGCGCGACGUACCAGUCUUCAAGGGACUCAGUCUCACAGUCGAAAAGGGACAGUUUGCAGCCCUCGUGGGUGCAUCGGGAUGUGGCAAGUCGAGUAUUAUUUCUCUGCUUGAACGGCAAGUCAAGCCAACUGGGUUUCUACGGGAUACACUGACUCCUAAUGCUGAUGCUUUCUCUUGCAGCUUCUACGAGCUCGAUAACGGUCGUAUCCUCUGCAACGGCCAGGACAUUGCCACGAAAAACGUCUAUGCAUACCGCAGCCAUCUCUCGCUGGUGGCACAGGAGUCGAGUUUGAUCCAAGAACUGACCAUUCGUCAAGGCACAAUCCGUGAAAACAUUCUCCUCGGGGUCGACGAACCCGCCGUCACGGAUGAAGAAAUCUACCAGGCAUGCCAGCAAGCAUCCAUCCACGACUUCAUCGUGUCGCUGCCAGAGGGAUACAACACCGAUAUUGGCUCCCGCGGGGUGUCGCUCUCUGGCGGGCAGAGGCAGCGCGUGUCCAUUGCGCGCGCCCUCAUCCGCAACCCGGACAUUUUGCUGCUCGACGAGGCCACCAGCGCGCUCGACUCGGAGAGCGAGAAGCAGGUGCAGGUAGCGUUUGAGCGCGCAGGCAAGGGGCGCACGAUGCUUGCCGUCGCACACCGGCUCGCCACGGUGCAGAAUGCAGAUGUCAUAUUUGUCCUCGGCGAGGGCGAGCUGCUUGAACAGGGCACUCAUCAGGAGCUGCUUGCCAAGCGAGGGAUGUACUGGCAAAUGUGCCAGAGCCAAGCGCUCGAUCGCUAG